UAGUUUCGUUUUUGAGGUUAUAUUCAGUCGAAAAUAACGUUGUAAUAUUUUAAACUAAAAUUUAUAAAAAAAUAACAAUAAAAAAAUAUUUUUCAAUAGAAAAUUGUUUAAAUAAUAAUUAUAAAAAUUUUAUUCUGUGAUAAUUAAUAAAAAAUGAAGCCGAAAGCAAAAAAUUCGUUUAAAAUCAACGCGGAUGAUACGAGUAAUAAUAAAAGAAUAGUAUUCUCAGAUGACGAAAGUAGUAAUAAAAAAGAAAAAAGAAAUUUAUUUGAUGACGGCGACGAGGAUUGUGAUUAUGAUAUUUCGCAGAUAAAAAAGUCUAAGCGUAAAGUCUUGGGGAAUGAUGAAAGAUUUACGAUCGAAAAAGAACACUUAAAUGAGGACGAAGAACAGGAGGAAGACUAUGAACAUGAAGAACCAGUUCAAGAGCAAGAAGAUGAUUUCGCUCAUGAGAAGAAAAAGGAGUUGGAAAUUUUGGGAGCAAUAUUGGGAAAGCCGAUGUUGCCGAAACCAGAAAAUGUUCCUGCUAAGAAAGCGAGUACAAUGGUGCGCUACGACCCGACAGUAGACGAUCACCACAAGCAUGAAAUAAAAGCUAGUAAAGAUGAAACAGAGCCGAAGAAAAAAUCGAAGAAAAAGAAGAAAGAAAUUGAAGCUGAAGCUGAAGCAAAAGCUAAUGAAGAGCCUCAGCUUCCUCCUAUUAAUGAAGAUAUUUUUUACUCUGUAUCGGAUAAAUUAACUGAAAGCUUACAGAAGAAAGAAGAGUUCAGUUUAUUAAAAACGUUUGGGUCUACUGUACCUGAGGUUGAGCAACAGCCGGAAAAAGCCAAGGCGACGGAUAUUCAGCCGCUGAAACUUAAAUAUAAUAUAAAAAAAAAAAAUCCGUUCAAAUAUGACUCGUCUGAUGACGAGGAUGGUCCACAGAAAAAUAAAAAAAGUAAUAAAUUUACUAAUGAGUUUAGUGGAAAAUUUGGACAGCCGAAAAAUUUUUUCUUCGCAGUUAACGAUCCAAGAUUUAAAGACGCUGAAGAAUUUUUCAAAACAACCUCAACGUCUGAUGAGUCCUUCAAAAAUACCAGGCGUGAAUUAAAACACAUAGUGAGGUCUAAGAUUCGAAACAACGUUCGGAGAAUCCGGCCAUGGAAAACUAAAAUCUCAAGAGUCAGGUCGACAAAGAAGUAAAGUUGUUUUUUUAUUUUUUUAAUAAAAAAAAAUCGAUCCAAUUAAAAAAUUUUAAUGUAAAUAAAUUUUUUUUUCAUAUUACAAACAGUUUUUCAUAUCACACCAUUAUAUUAUUUCGUAAAAAGUAAAAAAGAAAUUUUUUUUUUUUUUUUUUUUUUUUUUAUUUUUUAGGAAAGUUUAGAGUAAAGGAAUCUAUAUGAUAAUAUAUAAAAAGAUAAAAUUUUUAAAUGUAGGAAAUUAAGCAUCCCUGCGAUAAAUCUUUGACAGUAUUUUAAAGAAUAAAUCAUGAGGUAGACCACGUGAUAUUUGUUGUAUAUGAGUAUUCAUGAGAUUGUAACUUUCUUCCUCGUAAAUAGCAUAAGUUGUUGAUAGCCCCAAAUCGUCAUACAACUGUUUUAUUUGUGCUACUUUCUCUUCAUCAUCAAUCCCGUAACAUUCCUAUUGGAUUUAAAAGAAUACAUUAAUAUAAUAUUUAUUCUAAAAUAAUUUUAUCCAUAGCAGCAAGUACUGGGAUAAAUGUAGUUUUAUAAAAAGAAAGGAAAUAAAUUAUUCACUUCAAAGAUUUUACGCUGUGAGGGAGUCACGCGUUGAAGAGCCACGACUGCUAGCCACGUACACUUUCCUUCUUUAAUGUCUAAUCCUUGUUUUCCAGUUAUUCUCGGAUCCCCAUAAAUAUUUAGAUAGUCAUCUUGGACUUGGAAAAAGUGUCCCAUCUCUAA
Messenger RNA from Cotesia glomerata, 1901 nucleotides. Its product is annotated as probable RNA-binding protein CG14230. The coding region runs from base 154 to 1182 and encodes 342 amino acids. The record is from RefSeq and is a predicted model, not a curated record. The transcript is spliced from 6 exons. Gene Ontology annotation, molecular function: RNA binding. NCBI's taxonomy places the organism in Eukaryota, Metazoa, Arthropoda, Insecta, Hymenoptera, Braconidae.